Molecule: messenger RNA, 1810 nt
Organism: Owenia fusiformis
Lineage: Eukaryota; Metazoa; Annelida; Polychaeta; Sabellida; Oweniidae
Source: the annotation of a GenBank genome assembly
UUUCUGGAUUGAUUGGACUGGUGGAAACUUCAGAGUAGGAAAAGGUAGCAAUGUGGGACGGAAUACCUUCAUGACAUAUGAUGAUUCACGUAGAUUCAGAUCCGACUAUGUAGGUGUAUCCACCUAUGAUGGAGUGACUGGUAACUGGAUAAUAAUAAGAGAUACAGUAAUUGGAAAACAGACAUGUGCUCUACCAUUGGUACCUGCAGUGCCUGAAGAGGGUGCUGUAGUCAUUGGUACUAGGUUUGGACGUCAAGCAGACAGCCGACAUGAAUACGAAUCAGUACCCGAUUCUUAUAAAAUAAGAUUCAACUUCACAGUAGAGAUGCGCACCACUGGCACCACAGGGGUUCUCUUCUUUGCUGUAGAUGGUAGAAGCAUUGACUACAUUGCUCUUUACAUGCAAAAUGGAAAGAUUCUCUUUGCUUUCAACUGUGGCAGUGGACCAGCCGUUAUUGAGAGCGAGGAUACUUACAAUGAUGGCGAAUGGCAUAAGGUGAGAAUUGAAAGAGAUCAGCGCAGAGGAUUCCUCUAUGUGGAUGACAAGAAGGUGGCGGAGGGGGCCUCUCAAGGCAGAUCCCGCUCAAUCAAUAUCGGAGCAGGGCCCUUCUAUGUUGGUGGUCUUUCACCUGAAGUAUCAAAGAAAGCUAUUGGAAUCCUGGGUGAUGCGAACCAAGGUUUUGCUGGCUGUUUGCGUAAUUUCACUCAAAAUAAAAAGUUGCUUGGUGAGCCUACUUCUAGUGUUGGCACUGAGGGAUGUCGUGAGAAUGUAGAGGUUGGCAGCUUUAUCCCAGCGAGUGGGGGACAUCUUAAAUUAUAUGAUGCCUUCAAAGUCGGACUUGAUCUUGAUAUCACCGUUGACAUUAAGCCUAGAUCUCGAGAUGGUGUCAUUCUGUCAGUAGCCUCCUCCAAGGGCGAUUACCUGCUCAUUCAGCUGGUUGAUGGAAAUAUCACUGCAGAAGCAGACAAUGGUAAUGGUACAAUCACCGCCACCUAUUAUCCACCUAGUAAGAAUUUGCUCUGUAAUGGAAUGUGGCAUAGUAUCGAAGUGAAGAAAGCAAAGAAUCUUGUUGCGCUGUCUGUAGAUGGCACUGGUGCCACACCGGGUAUUGGACUUACAGGCGUGUCAUCCACCGACACCAAUGACCCACUCUACUUGGGUGGAGUGCCAGCUGAAGAUCUUGUCCCACGUCGUCAUACAACCAAGCAAUAUGUAGGAUGUAUUCGCAAUCUCAAACUUAACAGGAAGAACCAGAAUUUGGCGAUAGCAAGUACAACAGGAGAAGUACAGGUUAACUCCUGCCCAACAAAUUAAAUAAUGACUCACUUAUAAGACAAUGCUGAAUGGAUUAAAUAAUGACUAACUUAUUAGACAAUGCUGAAUGGACAAUGGCUGUCUGAGGUUCCAAGUGAACAGCCAUAUGUCAUUUAUUCAGCAUUUGUUUUUAAUUGGACAUACCGACCCCUGAAAUGAUAAAUGGACAAUGAUUUCGUACUUUGGAUCACAAAGCUCUGUGUACACUACCAGAGAGUCUGAUUAGCAGAUUAUACACUGCAGAAUAUUUUAAUAAUUUUAGUAAAUGGAUUAAGUAAAAGGACUUUUAGUGAACAGUUUUCAUGGAACGAAGUUUUUUAUGUACUUUUAUUAUGUUUUUAAACUCUUGUAUACUCUUAAAGUAUUGAUAGAACAAAUGUUUUCUGGUUGUGUAGAGACAGAUUUGCGGUCUGUCAAUACAGAGUUUGAUUGUCCAAAUGUGAAGAUGAAAUCUGAAAUAGCAUGUCUCUUUCAAACACACUAAAAGCAAAUGAA